CGUGCCGCCGCUGUCGCCGCCGCUGAAAGGAAGAUACCGGGCGCGGUCCCGGAUCCUACCGAGGAACCGCCGCCAUGAACAGCGUGGGAGGCGCCGAUGAGAUCGGGAAACUCUUUGUGGGUGGCUUGGACUGGAGCACAACACAAGAAACUCUUCGUAGCUACUUCUCCCAGUAUGGAGAAGUUGUAGACUGUGUAAUCAUGAAAGACAAAACCACAAACCAGUCUCGAGGAUUUGGAUUUGUCAAAUUUAAAGAUCCCAACUGUGUGGGAACUGUGCUGGCCAGCAGACCUCAUACGUUAGAUGGCCGAAAUAUUGAUCCAAAGCCAUGUACACCUAGGGGGAUGCAACCAGAAAGGACACGACCGAAGGAAGGAUGGCAAAAAGGAUCCAGGAGCGAUAACAAUAAAUCAAAUAAAAUUUUUGUUGGUGGGAUUCCUCACAACUGUGGCGAGACAGAGCUCAGGGAAUACUUCAAGAAGUUCGGAGUGGUCACUGAAGUCGUAAUGAUCUAUGACGCAGAGAAACAGAGGCCCCGAGGUUUUGGAUUUAUUACUUUCGAGGACGAACAAUCAGUGGACCAGGCUGUCAACAUGCAUUUUCACGACAUCAUGGGCAAAAAAGUGGAGGUGAAACGAGCAGAACCCCGGGAUAGCAAAAGCCAAACUCCAGGGCCGCCCAGUGCCAGCCAGUGGGGAAGCAGGAUCAUGCCAAGUGCUGCCAAUGGCUGGGCAGGCCAGCCUCCUCCGACCUGGCAGCAAGGAUACGGCCCUCAAGGGAUGUGGGUGCCAGCUGGACAGGCAAUUGGUGGAUAUGGACCACCUCCCCCAGGAAGAGGAGCUCCUCCACCACCACCACCAUUUACCUCAUACAUAGUCUCUACACCUCCUGGAGGGUUCCCACCUCCACAGGGAUUUCCACAGGGCUAUGGCACCCCUCCACCAUUUAGUUUUGGUUAUGGUGCUCCACCUCCUCCACCUGACCAGUUUGCCCCCCCUGGAGUACCUCCUCCACCUGCUACUCCAGGGGCAACACCACUAGCUUUCCCACCACCACCACCACCAUCUCAGGCAACUCAGGACAUGAGCAAACCCCCAACUGCUCAGCCAGAAUUCCCUUACAGUCAGUUUGGGUAUGGACAAGACUUGAGUGGUUUUGGACAAGGUUUCUCUGAUCCCAGCCAGCAACCCCCUCCUUAUGGAGGGCCCUCGGUGCAGCCAUCCAGCGGCCCCCCGGCCGGCGGAAGUGGGUUUGGACGAGGACAGAACCAUAACGUGCAAGGAUUUCACCCCUACAGGCGCUAGCCUGGGGCUGGCAAUCAGGGAAUUCUGUCCACAGGGAUGUCUGGCACCAGCCCAACCCAGGAAUCCCAGACUUCUGAACUUGUGACAAUCACAUACUUGAUGGAAGAAAAAAAAAAAAUACAAAAAC
Molecule: messenger RNA, 1431 nt
Organism: Indicator indicator
Lineage: Eukaryota; Metazoa; Chordata; Aves; Piciformes; Indicatoridae
Gene: DAZAP1
Product: DAZ associated protein 1
Exons: 12
Coding region: 75-1304 (409 amino acids)
Cellular component (GO): cytoplasm
Molecular function (GO): RNA binding
Source: RefSeq, a predicted model, not a curated record